Messenger RNA from Aplysia californica (California sea hare), 2431 nucleotides. Its product is annotated as bromodomain-containing protein 8. The record is from RefSeq and is a predicted model, not a curated record. Gene Ontology annotation, molecular function: protein binding. The transcript has 20 exons. Gene Ontology annotation, cellular component: NuA4 histone acetyltransferase complex. Lineage: Eukaryota; Metazoa; Mollusca; Gastropoda; Aplysiida; Aplysiidae. Bases 41 to 2350 code for a protein of 769 amino acids.
UUUUGUACCCUGUCUUGUUGUAGAAGCAGUUAGGCCUACUAUGUUGCCUUUUAUAUUGUGCGCCACUCACUCCGAGUGGUUUGGACUGGAGUCAGAUAGGAUAGUAGGCCGAGUCAAGUCAACAACAACAAAGAGUUCAAAGACUACUGAGCAAUUGCCAAAACAACUGAAGCCAAAGAAACCCCUUGAUGUUUGGUCCACAAGUGAAAAGCUAUGUCUUGCAAGUGCAGUAUUCAAGAUUGGAGAUCAAAACUGGGUGUCUGUCAGCAGAGCUAUCAAACCUUAUGCAGAUCCCAGCAGACCAUCAGAAUGGUUCCACCAGAAAAAUUGUGUCCAACAAUAUUAUGACAUGAUGGAGCAGCUAGAACAACCAAAGCGCAAAAGAGGGGAUAAAGAUAAAUCUGAGUCUGACGCACCCAGCCUUCAGAUCAUGAGGAAAAUGACUAUUGAAAGGAGUGAGCAGUUGAAGAAAGAGAUCAUGGAGAUGCAGCAAACUUUCAAACAAUUAAAAAAUGAAGUUGGUGAAAUCAUGAAUGGCCAGUGGGAUGAUCGAUUGGCAGAGGAAUGGGAGAAAAUUGAAGAAGAAGAACUCCUAAGGGAAGACAAAGAUAAAGUCAAGGUGAAGGAAGAAGAAACAGAUGAUGAUUCAAAAGCCUUAGAUUUGGAUCUCCCUGAUGUCUUGUCAGUGACAGGAGAGAUUGAUGAUACAACCCAAGAGUCAGUUGAUGAUAUAUCUCUGACGGAUGAUGACAGCCAGCAGGCUGCCCUGAGUCGUUUCCUCACAUCCACGCCGGUUGUCACGUCAUCAUCUUCAGCAACAACUGAGGUCUCUACAAAGUCAUCUGGACCUUCACAUCUACUGUCUUCUCUCUUAAAAAGCAAUGUCAAAACUGCCACAGGCUUGCAGCAGUUGAAGCGGGAACAGGAACAGGAGCAAGUCCAGGAGCAGUUGCAGGCUGGUCAGAAUGCGCUGUCUCAGUCUCAAUCACAGAAGUCAUUGCUGAAGGUUCCAGUCACUCAGGAUGAUCAGCUGACCACACCACCCUCCAGCUCUGCCCCAACCCUGUCUCGGUUGUUGUCUACCUCAAAAGGGACUGUCCAAGCGGGCAGUAAAAGCAAAGGCACAGCAGGGUUGACCUCAGAUGCUCUGGAUGACACUGCUUUUCCCGGAGCUGCCACCACAGGAACAGAUUCUGAAGUCUUGAUAGAGGAAUCUAUUGUGGAAGACAUAGGAGAAAUUGGCAGCACAGAAGAAACUGUUACCUCUGUGGAGAUAGAGGAGAAAGAUUCAGCCACGCCUCUCUCAGAUGGGAAUUCUUUGCCAAUUGUGGAAGGUGCAGAGGAGGAAGUGUCAAUGGAGACUGAAGUUUCUGUGAAGGAGGAGGACACUCAGGACAGUGACAAGAAAGACAGUGUGGAAAAACUGGAUGUUGAAGCUGUGGACAGUAUCAAGGAGGAGAUUGACAAAAAUAGCCAAGAAGAGGAAGACGGCGCACUUCCUCUGAAGAAGAUUGUAGAGAGCAUCGUUUCUGAACAGGACUUCCCUGAGAUCAAAGAUGAGCCUCUCUCCCCAACAAGUAGUAUAAGCUCAAGGGUGAGCGAGACGGGAAGCAAAAGAGGUGGUAGAGGAAAAGGAAGAUCAAAAGUCUUGAGGAGCCCACGGAUGAGUACGAGAAAGAGUUGCACAGAUGAUGGGGGCAGUUCCAGACACAGUGAUGUUGAGCUAAGCGAUGAUGAUGCAAGAGAGAGUGAUGAUGUUGUUGGGGAUAAUAUGGCAUCAGUACAUGGAAGCUCGGUUCUCUCUGAGUCAUUUCCCAACAGCCCAGCGUCUCUUUCUAUGUGUAGUGACACUGAUGAAGAGAAGUCGUUCAAACAGUGGAAAAAGUCCAUCAUGCUGGUAUGGAGAGCUGCUGCCACACACAAAUUUGCUAACGUCUUUUUACAUCCAGUUACUGAUGAUAUUGCUCCGGGGUAUCGCAGUGUUGUACUAAGGCCUAUGGACUUGAGUACAAUAAAAAAAAAUAUAGAGGGUGGUAUCAUCCGCACCACUGUGGAUUUCCAGCGAGAUAUGAUGCUUAUGUUCACAAACGCCAUCAUGUACAAUUCGUCAGACCACAAUGUGUACAAGAUGGCUCAAGUCAUGUAUGAUGAUGUAAUGCAACAUAUUGAGCAAUAUGUGAACACACAGAUGAUGAUGCAAAGCACAGACUCCAAAAACCUGCGACAGUCUCGGAGACCGGAUGCAUCUGAUAAGGAAGAUGACUCAAAGAAACGGAGAUUGUCAGUAGAUCACUCAGAAGGAGGGAAGACUAAAAAGAGGAAAAUGCGAUUAGAUGAGUCGAUGCCUUGAAGAGUUCCUUUUCUUUUUUUUUUCCCUACACUUAUUAAUACUGGUUGCAUUGUUGAAAUAAAUCUUGGUAAUUUUAUGUAA